UGUCAAUCAUCUCUGGGUACACGCCCCCGAGUUUCGCCCUUUCCCAUGGCAUUGAGCAGCAUGCAGUUUAGCGUAGCUCAUAGUUUGUGAAAGGUUACUACAGGGUUAGGUCACAGACAUAAAUUGUACAUAGUACUCACGCAAACACCCCGGGAGAGACUCCGGCGAACGAGACGGACCAGUGUUCCGCUGGAUUACCUAGUGGGCGUGCACCCCUCGCUUACCGCAGCCCAGUGUGUGUAGGCUUCUGCCGCGCUCAUUGAGCUUGCUAAUGGGAAUUUGUUACUACCUGCUUCCCAGUUGACAGCUCACAGAACCCGUAGCAUGGCUCAGGCGGUCACGGACGGCUCUAUGGAAAGGGUGAUUCUGGAUGAUUGAGCGUUGUAUCCGCCAUCCCUUGGGGAGGAAUAAUACAUUCUGUUGUUGCGGCAGUGAGUGGAUCUAUUCCCUAGUAUGUAACCUGUGGUUCGCGAUAGUGCCUCGGGCGUCGUGGACGCGCGGUGGAACGGAAUAAUCAAUAUUUGGACUGUUAUCUGAUUGACCAUCGUUAGUGCGCCGACAUGUCGAACCUGGUCAGGAGCAAGAAGGACAAGGAGAUAAUUGCAGAGUAUGAGAGCCAGGUGAAAGAGGCUGUGACUGCAGCGGUCCCCCUCCCCCGGUGUGUCUGACAAACUGUAUAUAAUGAACACUGCACUCUGCGUAUGGUGGGAGUGGGACAUGGCGUAGGUUUCAUCGUCUUGUCAACCCCACUGAUGUCCCCAAGGAGAGAGGCGUGUUAUGGUUACUGUGACAGUCGGACCUCUGCACAGUGCUAUAACUAUGGAACUGCACCGUCUCCCCACCACGAUGUCCUGUGAUGUGCGUGCCCAGCUGGUGGAGCAGCAGCGGUGUUUGGAACAGCAGACAGAGAUGAGGGUGCAGCUGCUGCAGGACCUGCAGGACUUCUUCAGGAAGAAGGCUGAGAUCGAGACGGAGUACUCCAGGAACCUGGAGAAACUAGCAGAGCGGUUCAUGGCCAAGACACGCAGCACCAAGGACCACCAGCAGUACAAAAAGGACCAGAACUUGCUGUCUCCAGUUAACUGCUGGUACCUGCUGCUGAACCAGGUGAGGAGGGAGAGUAAGGACCACGCCACACUCAGUGACCUCUACCUGAACAACGUCAUCACCCGCCUCACGCACAUCAGCGACGACUCCGCCCGCCUGCUCAAAAGAAGUAAAGAGAUCACCUUUCAGCUGCAGGAGGACUUGAUGAAGCUCCUUAAUGAACUCUACACCGUGAUGAAGACAUACCACAUGUACCAUGGGGAGACGCUGAACGCAGAGACCAAGCUGAGGGAUGCCGAACGUCAGGUCGGGGUUGGCAAAGUGGGGCCUGGCGGAGGGGUGGAGCCGCUAUUUGGCAUGCGUAUAGAGGAACGCCACCAGAGACGCAACGCCGCCCGCAAGAUGGAGAAGAUGAGGGAGAAGAGGAAGGCUAAGUACUCUGAGAACAAGCUGAAGUCUCUGAAGGCCAGGAAUGAGUACCUUCUGACGAUGGAAGCCACCAACUCCUCCGUGUUCAAAUACUACAUCCACGACCUGCCCGAUAUCAUAGACUGUUGUGACCUGGGGUACCAUUCCAGUCUGAGUCGUGCGUUGAAGACCUACCUGUCUGCAGAGCUGAGUCUGGAGGCCUCCAGGCGGACAGGGUUGGAGGUACUGGAGGGGGCCGUAGAGGGCCUGGAUCCUGCCCGAGACAGGCAGCGCCUGCUGGGCCUCUACCCCACUGCCUUCUGCCCCCCGCCACGCUUCAGCUUCCAGCCCCACAUGGGGGACACUGUGACCCAGAUAGCCGCCCAGCCACAGGUGCAGGCAGAGCUCACAUCUAGGCUGCAGCAGCUCCAGUCACGCCUCUCCACCCUGAAGAUAGAAAACGAGGAGGUGAAGAAGACGUCGGGGGCCACUCUCACCACCCUCCAGGACAUGACAGUGCUGGAUGACUAUGACGUUUCCCAGAGUUUCACCCACAGUCCCUCUUCAGAGUCUGUCAAGUCCAGCGUGUCGGACGGCUACCUAAACAAACCCAGCCUCGCCAAGCGCCGUGCCAACCAACAGGAGACUGAGCUCUUCUACUUCACGAAGUUCCGUGAGUAUCUGGAGGGCAGUAAUCUGAUCUCCAAACUACAGGCCAAGCACGACCUGCUGAAGAAAGCCAUGGCCGAGGGGCAUAUAGCAGACACGCUGACCACCAGCCGUGGACGAAAGAACUCCCAUAGCAAUCACCAGGACUCGACUAAAGCCAUUCCUCUGCUGGUGGAGAGCUGCAUUCGUUACAUCAACCUCCAUGGUCUUCAGCACCAGGGCAUAUUCCGUGUGUCGGGGUCGCAGGUGGAGGUCAACGACAUCAAGAACUCAUUUGAGAGAGGUAACGACCCCCUGAUUGACGAGGAGAAUAACCAUGACAUCAACUCGGUGGCCGGUGUGCUGAAGCUCUACUUCCGGGGGCUGGAGAACCCCCUCUUUCCCAAGGAAAGGUUCAACGACCUCAUUUCCUGUGUCCGUAUAGAGAGCCUGUAUGACAGAGCUCAGUGUAUUCGUAAGAUUCUACUGGGUGUUCCACGGGCGACUCUGGUCGUGAAUAGAUACCUGUUUGCCUUCCUCAACCACUUAUCCCAGUACAGCGAUGAGAACAUGAUGGAUGCUGGGAAUCUGGCCAUCGUCUUCGGCCCCACCCUGCUGCCCACGCCCGACGCCCUGGACCAGGUGGCAUGCCAGGCGCAUGUUAAUGAGGUCAUCAAGACUGUCAUCCUGCACCACGACAACAUCUUCCCCGACCCCCCGGAGCUGCCUGGGCCCAUCUAUGAGAAGUGCAUGACCGGAGACCAGUACUGCGAGAGUCCGUUCAGCGAGCCGGGUGGGGAGGCGGAGCCUGAUGGCGGCACAGAGACUCAGACCAGUGAGGAGGAGGGGGAAGCAGUAGAGGCAGUGGCCAGGUUUGACUAUACGGGCCGGUCGGGGCGGGAGCUCUCCUUUAAGAAGGGAGUGACCCUGCAGCUGUUCCAGCGUGCAUCACAUGACUGGUGGGAGGGGCGACUCAACGGCACCCAUGGCCUGGUGCCUCACCAGUACAUAACACUGAAGGACAGCCACCGCAGGAAGCGGACUGACAUUUUCCGUCGCCCCCUCGGUCGCUCUAAAGACCAUGGUAACGGGAGUGUGUUGGAGAGGAACUCGCCACCCGUCACUGGUCACUUCAGCCCGCGGGAGCUCCUUUUGGGGCGGGGCACUGGCUUAACCCCGCCUCUCGACAGCCCUGAGCGUCGUCGCCGUUCCACUGCCGCGGUAACGGUUACCGUGAGCCGCCACGAUUCACUGCGUCGGCCUGAAGACACGCCCAUCCGGCGCUCCAGCAGCGGGCAGCACGGCUUCAGCUCCAGGACCCUGGACCCAGACACACUGGCACAGGACAUAGAGGUGAGUGUGGCUCUGGGGCAGCUGAGGCAGUUGGAGCGGGGGGGCUGCAGACCGGCUCCUGACGUGGUCCUGGACACUCUGGAGCAGGUUAAGAACAGCCCAAUCACAGCCUGCUCCUCCGAGUCGCCCAGCCCCCACAGCACCCCCUCCACCCCAGGGACUCCUGGUACCCCUAGUCCCCUCAGCCCUCUGAGCCCCCUCAUUCCCCUCCCUGGCCCCCCUCCCGCACCCAUCCGAUCCACCAACCCCUCCCCCGACACCCUGGGCUCCUUCAAGCCCGUAGUGGGGGCUCCUCUCCGUAUGGGAGCUCCGCUUCGCCCCCCAGCCUUGAGGCCGAAACCCCUGGUGCCCCCAAAGAGCAACACCCCCCCUCUGCCCCCGCUGCUGGACAAGUCCUGCACCAUGUGACGAGCCAAACCGGGCCAAAAUAAAGUGGGAGUGUGGGAGAACAGGGUACCUGCUUACUGUUUAGAAACCUGAACAAGGGUAGAAAGUGGUAGGACAGAUCUGAAACUAAAACGGUUUUUAUGUAGUAAUACAAAGUAAUAUAUGAUCUAUGAUAUGCCAUGAUAUUUAUGUGUGUCGUCAGGUUGGUGUGUACUCUCUUCUUGGUGUGUAGGAGUUAACGUUCUCCAUGUAUCAAAGCAUUUAUCAAAGGGUAGCUGUGUAAAAUGGGAAAGCUAAAGAAAGCAGAAACCCUAUCCUGUAAAAGAGAUGUAGUCACAGAUGUGUGGGAAGUGUAGUUCUCCUCCAGUGAAAUGUAGUUUCAGUGAUGUGAACGUUGACUAUGUAAUGACAAAAGGCUCCUCAGCUAAUGAAGGUCUAUCACCAAAAGGCUGCUGUGUUCUUAGUGUAUUUCGAUUGGCUGCUGCAUCUACGAGCGAUUUUCAUUGGCGACGCGAAAGGACAAUGCGGAGUGAAGAUGUGCCUGAUGGGUAAAGGGAGGCUCACACAGUGGAAACAUAAGGGCGGAUGUCUGUGAUCUUUUUUUAAAUUAUUUUCUAUUUCACUUGGUUCCGCUGCUAAGCUCACUAAUGCCUCAACCGAAGCCUCUCGAGGCAUUGGUGACAAAACUCACAUUCUAUUUAACCAAUGUUCAGCUAUUUAAUGAAUGUUCCAGUAUUUAACGACUGUUCAGCUCUCUAUUGAAUGUUCAGUGGGCAAUAAUGUCACAGGGGCCGGCAGCGGCGUUAACCCUCACUACUAGAAAACCGCCUUCUUGUGUUCAACCGAUACAUACACACAGGCCAGGUACACCCACACACAGGCCAGGUACACACACACACAGGCCAGGUACACCCACACACAGGCCAGGUACACACACACACAGGCCAGGUACACCCACACACAGGCCAGGUACACCCACACACAGGCCAGGUACACACACACAGGCCAGGUACACCCACACAGGCCAGGUACACCCACACACAGGCCAGGUACACCCACACACAGGCCAGGUACACCCACACACAGGCCAGGUACACACACACAGGCCAGGGGAAAUAGUUUGGCGGUACAGUGGUGGAGGGGGUUAGGAGUUUGUAGAGUACGUUUCCCUCGGCCUGUGUGUGUGUGUGACUUCUUUCCCAUUACCCUGUUUGUCUGUGUGUGUUUCCUCUGCCUGCCCUCGUUCUGUUCCUUUGUAAGUGCGAUGGUGGAUAAAAUGGAUUAUUCAUGUCUGCCUUUAGUAACAGAACAUGUGCAGGACAGGGGUGCGUGUUGCUGGCAGUUGGUGUGUGGGAAUAUGGUGUAUCUGGUUGUGUUAGACUGAAGUCACUAAAUAACCUUAAGUUCACAGUAAGCAAACAGGCUGUGGGGCUUUUGAGUGUAAAUGCCCAAAAUACACUUGGAACAGCAGCACACUGAAUGUGUCCUCUUUACUGGGUUGGGAACUAUUGCGUGUGUGUUUGAGCAGUACUGGGGAUGCGUGUCUUUAAGAAUGGGCGUGCAUCUGUUUGUGUGUGUCAAUGUGAAAGUGCCUUUUUUUUUUUACCCUUGUCUUUGUGGGGAGUUUAAUCCACUCGCGCAUGUCCCGAACAGAGAGCAGCAGCACUUAGAAUGAAAUAAUCAAAGUGUUUAGUAGAAGACUGAAUUAUGAAUCCUAGAGUUAAUCUAUUGUGACAUUGCACUUUGAUGUAUUGGGGAAAUUGUGUACUUGGCAUGUAGCAUUAUAACAUGUGAACAGGUGCAUUUUAAGGGACGUUGGUUUCUCUCUGAAUGUGUCUGAUAAUUAAAGGAAAUGGUUUAGUCUGUUGCUGUAUCUGAAACUCCUGAGCUUCCUAAAGACAAGCUCUUAUACCCAAGUGGAUAGUAUUGAUGUUGUAUUUAUAUUAUAAAUAAAAGGGAAGAAGUUAA
Messenger RNA from Oncorhynchus keta (chum salmon), 5811 nucleotides. RefSeq names its product SLIT-ROBO Rho GTPase-activating protein 1-like. Gene Ontology annotation, cellular component: cytoplasm. The coding region runs from base 778 to 3864 and encodes 1028 amino acids. Gene Ontology annotation, molecular function: protein binding. Gene Ontology annotation, biological process: negative regulation of cell migration; signal transduction. NCBI's taxonomy places the organism in Eukaryota, Metazoa, Chordata, Actinopteri, Salmoniformes, Salmonidae. The transcript has 23 exons. The record is from RefSeq and is a predicted model, not a curated record.